AUGUCAAUUCUUCAACCUCAUCAAUUCUCAAGCUCAAUCUUCUAUCCAGAUAUGCGACUCGCUGAAUCAAAAGAUGUCAUUCUACAGCCGUUGUCACUCUUGGUAUGGUUUUCAGGUGCAGUACCUUGUCACCUCGCUCAUUCGAAUAUUCCUAUUGAAAUGUCUGUGUCUUUGAAAGACGAAUACAAAUCAUUCACGGUACCGGUAAUGAGGAUAGCAUCUCAGCAGCCUCAUCCCUCAAUAAUUCAAUCUUACUCUGUAACUGAUAACGACGUGUCAUUUCCUUUCCUUCCACUUCUGCCAACAUUCGACCACACGGAUUCUGACCACUGGGCGGAACUAUUGGACAACAUCCAAUCAUGGCUCGUGAAAUCUGUGGAUCCGAGUACACCUGAAUGGGCUUGGGGGCUGGGAAGUGUUCUGGGCCAAUUUAUCAAGGAGUGGGUGGGAAGCGGCGGCAUUUUCAGUACAGUCAUCGACGACGACAACAGCGAGCUAGCCACUGUCUCUACACACACUGAUACCCUGGACUACAUUCGGACUGAAUUUUCGAGGCACAUCACGCUUUUUUAUCCCCAUCCUUUGGUUUCUACUUCAUGA
Suillus discolor is the source of this 600-nucleotide messenger RNA. RefSeq lists its product as uncharacterized. The coding region runs from base 1 to 600 and encodes 199 amino acids. The transcript has 4 exons. The record is from RefSeq and is a predicted model, not a curated record. Lineage: Eukaryota; Fungi; Basidiomycota; Agaricomycetes; Boletales; Suillaceae.